Molecule: messenger RNA, 352 nt
Organism: Protopolystoma xenopodis
Lineage: Eukaryota; Metazoa; Platyhelminthes; Monogenea; Polystomatidea; Polystomatidae
Source: the annotation of a GenBank genome assembly
ACAUUGUUCGCCGGAGCCGACGGGGCGAACAUGGCCUGAACGAGGUCACGGCCACUCGUCGUCUUGGCUACCUGGUCGUUGUGGCGACUUUCAGUUUGGCAUGAAAUUGCUUGAUGAUGCGGUUCGACGUCCCGCUUGGAUUCUGGCGUUGGGCGCAACUUUUGGCUGUCGUGUUGUCAGGCUAAAUCGUGUGGCAUUUCUGAGGGCCCGUGGGCUUCGGUUUCGCCAUAAAUGGGCCUGCGUUUCUCGGCGCUCCGGCGCCUCGACGUCAACGUUGGCUGUCGCUAAACGGCGCCAUGGCACGGAAUGCGAAGCCGAGAUUCGAAUGUUGCUUCUUCUUCAUCUGGCCUGA